AUGCGUGAAUCGCUGGAGAGUCUCUUGGACACGCCAAUUUGGAGGACUUUGCCAAGCCAGCAGGCCGGGCGUCCUUGGUUGAAGUAUCUCAUCCUCGUCCCCUUGGGCCAGCUAGCCUUCAUCGCAUUUUCCAUCAUCGUCGUCGUGCCGAUAGCAUCUACAUCGCUCUUCGGCACUGCAGAGGCAACUCUGAACAAAUGCCUCACGUCUCAUCUGAUGCUGAUAGUGAUCCUGAUCCCCAUCGUGGGUGCUGUUGUCUACGAUCUGGGUCGGGAAGUCGUGGUGCUGAGAAAGCUGUGGCGCGGCCGACAGAGGGCAGAACUGCCCACUGACAGGCCUUUGCUGACUCAUGCGGUCGUCAUUACAGAAUACAAGGAGCCGCUGGAUGUAUUGGCAGCCACCGUGGCUUCGCUCCAAGAGCAGACCCUGGCACACAACACGAUUGUGGUUUUGGCGCAGGAGGCUCGGGAUCCCGGAGCGGAAGAGACUUUCUUGAGCCUGAAAGCGGCAGAGAAGUCCUUCUUUCGUUUCAUGUGCACCCGUCACGAGCUCCAGCCUGGAGAGGUUGCCGGCAAGUCAAGCAACGAAAACCUUGCGGUCCGUCAGCUCUACAGCCGCGUGCUGGACAUGGGUUUGGACCCCUUCACGGUCAUGGUUACAGUGGCAGAUGCUGAUUCCUACUUCGACCGCGUGUUUCUCGAGCAGGUGGAGUCGGAAUUUUGGCGCACACCGGACGGCCGCCGUAUGCUGUUCGACUCGCCGAUCAACACGGUGCGCAACCUUGCAGAGUGCAAUCUGCUAGUGCAGUGUUACGAGAUUUACCGCUGCCAGACGGUGACAUUCAACCAUAUGACCAUGCAGCCCUGUCAGUCAAACUAUAGCAUGAUGCUGGGAUUUGCUCAUGAGCUGAACUACUGGGAUCCGGACAACACAUCCGAAGAUCUGCACACCACACUGAAAGCCAUCGCAUACACCAGUGCGCCCGCCGACUGCGUUGUCACCGUCUGGAGCCUCAUCAUGAAUGAUUCGGUGACCGGUUUCCGGGACCGAUGGGUACAGGCCAAGCGACACAUGUGGGGUGUGGAGGAAGUUGCUUGGAUUAUUUCACUUUUCCCAGUGCUCCGAUGGCGGGUAUGGUACCGAAUGCUGGGAAUCACAGCGGAUAACCUCCUGAAGGCCACGAUUCCGUCGUGGAUCAUUUUCUGCUUCCCACAGACCUGGCGGGCGCUCAUGGAUCUGGGGCCGAGCACGCUAUCUCUGGUGCUGGCUGGCUGCAUUCUGUCGUUCUGCUACGGGUGGGUGAAGUUCUUCGCACGCGAGGCCUUCAUGCGAAAGUACAUUCUGGGUCACCGACGCGACAUCCUAGUCCCCAUGCAAUGGUGGAGGUGGGCCAUCCUCGUGCUUUCGUACCCCAUUGUUCUUCCCAUCUCGCAAGCCAUCUUCGUCACAAUGGCAGGCUGGCGUAUGCUUUGGCAUGCCGUCUUCCACAGCCAGCUGAAGUAUGUCACUGCCCCGAAGCAAUUUAGCCCAAAAGCAGCCGUGGAGAUGCAGCAGGCGAGUUUCAGUUUCACAGGUGACGGGUGA
Messenger RNA from Symbiodinium sp. CCMP2456, 1584 nucleotides. The record is from the annotation of a GenBank genome assembly. NCBI's taxonomy places the organism in Eukaryota, Dinophyceae, Suessiales, Symbiodiniaceae.